AUGGCGGACCCUCCCGAGGCCGAGGGCGACGCCCCCGAGGAGGGGACUCCGGUGUCCCCACCCCCGGAAUUCGACCUGGAAUGGCGCGCCAUCGCGUUCGUGAUGGAGGCCGGCAGCGAGGGCGUCGACGCGGAGGCGGUGAAGACCGCGCUCCUCGCGCUGGAGCCCGUCGAGCACGGCGACGGACGGCCGAUCAUGAGCUACGGAACCGUAUCCUACGACGAGCUCGUCUCCGCGGCGGGCGGCGCGGAGGAGGGCUCGCCGCUCAACGUCGUGCACGUCGCCAUAUCCGAAGCGAAGGAGGCGCACGACGCCUCGGAAGAUCCAGACAAGGGCGAGUGGGCCGUGCCGUUCAACCUGCGCGCGGCGCUGUUCGACGCGAACGCGGAGAACGACGCCGCGACGCACAAGGCGGAGCUCGUCGCGCUCAGGCGCGCGGCGAAGGACGAGGCGAGGGAGGCGGUCAAAGCCGCGGAGGAGGACGUCGCGGCGAGGAGGAAAGAAUCGAUCGCCGCGGCGGAGGACGCCGUCGACGCGCCGCCGCCGACGGCGACCAGCGACCCGGUCAAAGAGGCGGACGAAGCCCUGGGCAACGCGGAGAAGGCGCUCAAGGCGGCGAUGAAGGAGCUCGCGCGCAAAGAGCGUCUGAUGACCGCGCCCGCGGCGAUGACGCGCGCGUACGCGUUGGCGCCCGACUGGUCCGGGUCCGCGUCCGGCGGAGAGAUCUCCGAGGUCAUCUCCGGCCUCUCGGACGUCGUCGGCGGAGGGCUGAGACUGCGGAGCGUGAUCAACGUCGCGCGCGCGCGGCUGCCGCCGCCGACGCCGCCGGAGCCGGAGGACAGCGCCGCGACGACGGCGCCGCCCGCGAGCGAGGAUGGCGAGGAGACGACGGCGGAGGGCGCGGAGGGCGAAGACCCCGCCGGGGCUUCCGCGGAGGAGGCGUCGAAACCGCCGCCCGCGGAGGAAGAGGGCGAGCCCGAGCCGCCCGAGGUGGACGACCCGUACCCGCCGCUGACCGAGGCGCUGAUGAACGCGCAGAGAGACGCGGAGAUCGCGAUGGAGUUCCACGCGCCGUGUCGAUCGAUCGCGGCGGUGCAAGCCGAUUUCGACCGCGACGCGCCCACCCCAGACGCUACGACGCUCGCGACGAGAGUCGCGGAGUGUCUCACGUACACCGCGCUCGCGAACGCGCUGUACGCCAAGUGGCGCGCGCGGUGCACGCUCGAGGACGUCCCGAAGGUUUCGCGCCGCGCGGCGAGCGCGGAUGAUGAUCAUUUCGAAGACGACGACGUCGACCUGCGGACGUACCGCCAGCUGCUCGCGGGCGUGCCGCGCGAACGCGCCACGUGCGCGACGGUGCUCGACGCGAUGAUCGGCCAGGUCUGCGCGUCAUCGUGCGACCCCGCGGACGUCGCGCUCGCCGCGGACGUCGCCGCCGCCGCCGCCGCGAAGGCUGCGAUCGCGGAGGCGAUGGCGACGGUCAAGCUCGACGCGAUCCCAGAGCUCGGCGGCGUCGGCGUCGGCGGCGAGAUGCUCUCGGGCGCGACGGGCGGCGGCGGCGGCGCCGUCGUCUGGGGCCGCACCACCGGCCGCGGCGGCGCGUCCGCCGACCACGUCACGCUGCUCCAGUCCGGCGACCGCGCGACGACGCUCAAGUCGACGUUCGGCCCCGGGACGCUCGCGAGCACGGUUUUCCGCGGCGACGAAUCGAGCGCGCCGCUCGCGUCGGUGUGCGUGUUGGACCCGGACGACGUCGAGGAGCGCGCGUCGGAGUUUUCGUGCUCGAUCGCGCCGGGCGUGGACCGAUACCUGAUGCCACCGAAGCCGGAGAUGACCGCGGACGAGCGCGAGGUGCGCAAGACGCGCAUGGCGGCGUGCCUGCCGUCGCCGGACACGCCGCUCGCGACGAUCGAGCGUCACGAGAUGCUCACCUUCGCGGCGGACGCGCUGCCGCGAGGGUACAAGGAGGACCACGGGAAGGAGCUCAAGCGCCGGCGGCACUGGGAGCCGCUCACGCGCGAGGCGUACGCGGCGCUGUACCACGCCGCGAGGCUCGACCUGAAGGGGACGCAGCUCAACUACUUCGCGCCCGAGGACGCGUUACUCGUGACGUUGCACGCGCCGAGGGAAGAGGACCCCGUGGAGGGGUACUGGGACGGCGACGCGCCGAGGGCGUUCACGUUCGCGGAGUACCACGCGCGGUACUUCGAGGCGGCGACCGCGAAGAAGGCGGCGGAGGACAAGGCGAGGGAGGAGGCGGAGGCUGCGGCGGCGAUCGCCAAGGCGGAGAUGGAGGAGGCGAGGCGCGUCGCGGAGGAGGCGGGGGAGGACUUCGACGAGGAAAACUGGGGCAAGCCCGCGAAGAUCACGGAGGAGAGCGACGACGACGUCGAGCGCGCCGCGGAUGGCGUCGUGACCGACGCGGAGCUGUCCAAGGCGUCGGACCUCGCGUCGGAGCUCACGUCGGAGUUCUCCGCGAUUUCGGCGAAUCACGCGAAGGAUUCCGUCGAGUGGGACCUCGUCCCGGAUCUCCUCCCGACCGUAGCGUACUCCACGGAGGAGUCCACGCGCGCGCCGCCAAUCGGCGAGCGACGGCAGUACCCCAGAUGCGGCGCGAUCGUGUCGUUCGACGCCUCCGGCGCGCCCACGGUCGUCGCGGGGGGCGUCACGUUGGGCCUGCGAGGCGACGCGCUCGAGGUGACGCUCGCCGACGAGACGGGCGCGUGCGUCGUCGUGCGUCGCGUCGCGGAUGACCCGCCGCCGCCGCCGCCGGAGCCGGAGCUCGACGAGGACGGCAACCCGAUCCCGCCGCCGGAGCCGGAAGCGCCGGAAGCACCGGAAGCGCCGGAGCUGGACGAGGACGGUAACCCGAUCCCCGCGCCGGAGCCGACGCCGCCGCCCCCGCCGCCGCCGCGCCCGGUGCAAGUGCAGUACUCCGCCGCGAGCGGGCUGUGCGUCGGCGUGACGACGGAACGCGCGGUGCUCCAGAAGAUGGUCGCGCCCGCGGGCGCGACCGCCGCGGGGACCGCGCCCGACGCGACCGUGGACCGCGCGACGCGCGCGUCUCGCGUGACGGAGACGUCGCGCGCGGUGCUCCCCGUUGGCGCGGUGGCGCGGUAUCUCUCCGACGGCUCCGUGGAGGUGUUGCACCGCGACGGCGACGUCUCGAGGCGCGCCGCGGGCUCGAACGAGUGGAUCGGGACGAACAACAACGGCACGCGGUGGGCGCAGGCGGACCCGUACCUCUUCACGCCGUCGCCUCCCGAGCCCGAGCUCGACGAGGACGGCAACCCGGUGGAGAAGGAGAAGCCGCCGCCCGAGGAGGGCGAAGAAGCGGAAGAAGCGGAGCCGGCGGAGCCGUUUGAUCCGACGCCGUACGUCGUCGUCCCGGACCCGACCUGGGUCGACGACAUCGGCUCGUCCACGCAGAUCGAUCCGGACAGCAUGGCGAAGGUGACGACGCGCAGCGACCUCGUGAUGAUCGUCGAACACGAGACGAAGAGCACGCUCGUGUACCACGCGGACGGCACGCGCGCGGUGUGCGCGCCGAGCGAAGGAUGCGCGUGGAGAAUUGAAAAGGAGGGGUUCGCCGCGGUGCAGCAGACGCGAAGCGUCGGCGUCGACGGCGACGUCGUCGUCGACCUCGCGUCCGCGAUCGCGACCGCGGACGUCGACGGCGUCGUCGUCCUGACGCUCGCCGACGGCAGCGUCCUCGCGACGGAGGUGUCCGGGCAGAUUGCCUACGCGCCGGCGUGGUUGGAGACGCCGGAGGCGGCGGCGAGAGACGCGUUGCGCGGGGACGUUCGCGGGGUGUUUUUGUUCAACAUCGAGCGUUCGUCGAUGCUGUUCGGGGACGCGAGCGGGGACCCGACGGGGGGGUUCAAGGUGAAGAACGACGGCACGCUCGGCGCGUUCAUUCCCCCGCAGGAAGACCCGAGUUGGAUGACGUCGUACAAGGAGUCGAUCGCGUUCAAGGAGAAGUCGCCGAAAUCCGAGCCGAAAUCCGAGCCGGAGCCGGAUUCGGAAAAAGAGAUCACUUCGCCGGCGCCCAAGUCGGAGCCGCCCGAGGAGGUGGACGAGUACGCCGGUCUCACGCCGUGGGAGAAGGCGGAGUUGAAGAUGCAAAAGAAGAAGAAAAAGAUUGAGAUCAAACGCAGAAUGGUCGAGGAAGAGGAAGCGAUGGAGGCGCGGACGCGAGAGAUCGUCGCCAGGGGCGGCCAGGCUGGGGGCUUUUUGUCCAGCACGGCGGCGCAUCGCGCGGCGAGGAUCGCCGCGAGGCGCAUGGUGCGCGAGAGCUCCAUCUCGAUCAAAGCCCCGGACGUCGCGCCGCGUCUCUUCGUGGUCUACCCCGACCAGGAGUGCUUCUUCGAGGUGCUCUCCGAGCGCGCGUUCGCGCAGUACGCGCGCUCGCGGUCGGCGGACGCGUCGUGCACGGUGACCAAGGCGAAAGUCGCCGGGACGGAGCCCGGGGUGCUGUCGCACACGUACCUCACGCCGCUUCGUCUUCCGCAGAUGCCGGGCGAUCGCGUGGAGCCGGUGCCCGUCGCGCCCGCGAAGCCGUCCCGACCCGCGAGCGCGGGGCCGACGAUCCCGUCGCUUCGCCUUCCGUCCAAGCCGCAGUUCCCCGCGCCGCCGAAGAGGAUGGAGAUUCCGCGAAUCACCGCAAUCGCGCCGACGAUGCCGCCGCCGCCCGCGGACGCGGCGGCGUUCGUCUUCAAGCAGGUGAUCGAGUACCCCGACAACGGCGCCACCGCGGCGGCGCUGUUGGACCGCUCGCUUCUUCAGCACGCCAAGGCGAAUAUCGAGGGCGCGAAGAUUCUCCCGGAGUCGUACGAGCUCACCGAACGAAGCCUCCGCGACGGCGUCAUCACGCUCGCGAUGGAAAACCUCGCGGACCAGAUCGUCAAGGCGCGCGUGGAGAAGGAGGAGGCGUACGAGAAGCGCAUCGCGCGUGAACGCCAACUCGCGGAGGCGAAGGAGCAGGCGGAGUGGGAGGCUGCGCAGGCGGAGGCGGCGAAGGUGUUGAACCGCAAGGUGGCGCGGACGGAUCGCGUCUUCGAGCCGACGCCGCGGCCGAUGUUCCCGCCGUGCAACUUUUUCGCGAGCGAGGAGGGGACGCGCACGCUGGAGCUGCUCAAGACGCAGCCGCCCGUCGUCGCGCUGCCGAAGAAGGUGAAAGGCAAAUUCGACCUCCCCGUCGGCGUCACCGCGGCGCGUCACGAGCCGGACGCGAGCCCGCGCGCGCCCGCGCCGCGGCGCAGCGCGACGGCGGAGCUCGCCGCGCGCGGCGGCGACCUUCGACCGCCGGCGCCGAUGGUGGCGAGCACCGCGCAGUCGCGCGCGCGCGCGCGGCAAGACGCCGCGCUCGCGUCGGACGGCUACAGCGGGCCGUCGCACGGCGAUCCGGGCGCGGUGUGGGCGGCGUCGCUGCGCGACGUCGUCUCCUCGGGCGCGGUGCCGGAUGGAAGAGACCGCGCGUGGAUGCCGUCGGGGCACGCGACGAAGUGGGAGGGCGCGGACGUGUAUCAGAGCGUGAACGCGAUCGAGGUCAAGACGAACAACGGGUCGCGCGAGCACGCGCGCACGGACUUCAUGGGAAGAGUGAGGCCGCAACUCGCGCCGGAGCAGUACUACAAGAGCGUCGCGCGCUCCGGGUAUAACCUUCGACACGACGAGAUCGAGGGCCCGGUGAAGCGGCCGCUUCGGUCCGCGGCCAUCUCGCUGGACACCAACACCAGAGGGCGGUUCGCGCCGCAGUUUGAGCUGUCCCCCGCGCACGUGCACUUCGGCGGCGUGACGAGCGGCAACGCUGUGGCGAGAACCGCGGAGCUCCUCAACGUCUCGUUCGACCUCGGGCGGUUCCACCUGCGGCAGCCGGAUCCGUCGUCGCCGUUUUACGUCGAGUACAAGCCGGGGUUCGUGAACCCCGGGCUGGCGCGGAAGCUGAAGAUUUACUGCCACGCGACGGAGCCCGGAGAGCACGUCGGGGAGGUGGUGAUCACGACGGAGAAGCAAAUUUUCACGCUGACGCUCAGCGCCAAGGUGCUCGCGACGCGAGCCGACGCGCACGCGCACGCGGCGGCGGCGUACGAGAGGAUAUCUCGCGACGACGGAUACGGCGACGACCGAUACGACGACGACGCGGCGAUGGAGCAGGAUCCGUUCGAGGGUGGUUCGAACAGCCUCGGCGGCGGAGCGGGCGGCGUGAGAACACCGGGGGUCCCGCCGAGCCUGCGGUCGCGGACGCGACCGGAGCUCGACGAGCGCGCGACGCUGGAGGAGAUGCGCGACCGCGAGCUCAUCGCGUCGAGGCGAUGA
Micromonas pusilla CCMP1545 is the source of this 6318-nucleotide messenger RNA. It is a transcript of the gene PF6, whose product is annotated as central pair protein. Gene Ontology annotation, cellular component: axonemal central apparatus. The record is from RefSeq and is a predicted model, not a curated record. NCBI's taxonomy places the organism in Eukaryota, Viridiplantae, Chlorophyta, Mamiellophyceae, Mamiellales, Mamiellaceae. Gene Ontology annotation, biological process: axonemal central apparatus assembly. The transcript is spliced from 5 exons. The coding region runs from base 1 to 6318 and encodes 2105 amino acids.